CGAGGAGGUAUAAAAGCAAACCCGAUCGGAGCACACAACAUUCGUUAACCAGCAGAGAAGUUGAAACUGCAGUAGCAGAAGCAUUAUCGAACGCAACAUGAGAGUUUACCACUUGCUGCUGAUUGGAUUCGGUUUGGCGGUGAUCGCCGGCGGUCGGGAGGCACUGGCCAAUCCACCCAGGAUUGAGGUUACGCCUUGUACUCCAACUCCGGAACCAUGCACCACAACCACAUGCACUCCGGAGCCGUGCACCACCACUACAUGCACUCCGGAGCCGUGCACCACGACCACAUGCACUCCGGAGCCGUGCACCACCACUACAUGCACUCCGGAGCCGUGCACCACCACCACGUGCACUCCUCCUCCAUGCACCCCACCGCCGGAGCCGUGCACCACCACUUGCACUCCUCCACCAUGCACUCCGCCUCCAGAGCCGUGCACCACCACCUGCACUCCUCCUCCGUGCACCCGAACCCCACCACCCUGCACCCACCCCCCUCCCUGCACCCGAGAGCCACCGCCGUGCACAAGGACCCCACCGCCCUGCACCGAAGAGCCACCGCCGUGCACCAGGACGCCCCCCUGCACCCCACCCUGCACCCCACCCUGCACCCCACCCUGCACCCCACCCUGCACCCCACCCUGCACCCCACCCUGCACCACAACCUGCACUCCCACCUGCACCCCUCCCUGCACCACCACUUGCACCACAACCUGCUCUCCACCACUCACCACUACGCCCCUUAUUCCACUUCCCGAAAAUCUUGUUGAUUCCACCGAUGCCGUUGGUAUCGAGACCAAAGAACUCGCCCAGGUGCUGGUCUCGCGCCACGACUGCCGUGGCCAGGACGACGGUACCUUCCUGGCCGACGUGCGCCACUGCCGCCGCUACUACGUGUGCAGCCGGCAGAGGUCCAGGCGCCAGAACUGCCCCAGCGGCACCUGGUUCGAUCGCCAGCUGAAGACAUGCCGCCAGGCCAGUCUCGUCGACAACUGCGACGCCAGGCGCAACUAGGAUUGCCACGCCGGCUAAGGCUCACUUGGCAAAGCAAAUUGGAUUUACAGAAUUUUUUUUCACUUUUUCAAAGAACAUAGCAAGCCAAGUGUGAAUUAAUGGUUAACUAUUCCAAAGCAAUAAAUAAAUGUGUCACUGAUUAUACAAGAAA
Molecule: messenger RNA, 1166 nt
Organism: Drosophila rhopaloa
Lineage: Eukaryota; Metazoa; Arthropoda; Insecta; Diptera; Drosophilidae
Product: mucin-2
Cellular component (GO): extracellular region
Molecular function (GO): chitin binding
Source: RefSeq, a predicted model, not a curated record